CAUGCGCAGUACGUAGGGCGAGCAGCUUAGCUGAGUGCGCAAGCGUGAAAAGUCCACGUUGUGACUCACCCACACAGCUGCAGGGACGGGAAGAACCGACGAAAGAUGGGGGAGCAACGUCUAGUACGAAACGCUUUCCUCUGGGGGCUUAGUGGGAUUUAUCUGUGUGCUUUUGUUUCCUUGUACACACAGAUACCAGGGUUGUAUGGACGUGAAGGGAUCUUGCCUGCCUGGAAGAUGCUGCGAUUCUCAGGGAAAAAUGUAUUGGAGCAGUUCAGCGAUGCACCCACACUACUCUGGUUGGGCCCUUGGUUGGGACUUGACACAGAACAAGGCAUGGAAUGUAUUUGCCUAUUGGGAGCCAUCCUUUCUUUGGGUGCCCUGCUCUUCCGAUGCCUUCGAGAUAGCCUGGUUUUCCUUUUCCUCUGGGUUCUCUAUCUGUCCUUGUAUCAGGUUGGGCAAGUCUUCCUCUAUUUCCAGUGGGACAGUCUUCUCCUGGAAACUGGUUUUCUGGCUAUACUGGUCACCCCUUUACACAUCCUUCGCUCAAAGAACUCAAAGAGUACUUAUGAUGGCAUUACCUUCUGGCUGAUCCGCUGGCUGCUUUUUAGGCUCAUGUUUGCAUCAGGAGUUGUCAAGUUGACCAGCCGUUGCCCAACAUGGUGGGGGCUUACAGCUCUUACCUACCAUUAUGAGACCCAGUGUAUUCCUACUGGAGCUGCAUGGUAUGCUCAUCAGCUUCCAGUCUGGCUACAGAAGCUCUCGGUGGUGGCUACAUAUGUGAUUGAGAUUGCGCUCCCAUGGCUUUUUUUCCUGCCUUCUCGGAGGCUUCGUCUGUUCUCUUUUUAUGCACAAGUUCUGCUUCAGGUCCUCAUCAUCCUUACUGGAAACUACAACUUCUUUAACCUGCUGACAAUUGUUCUGUGCUUCUCUCUGCUGGAUGAUCAACACAUCACGGUUUUUCAGCAGGGCAAGAAAUCUACGCAAAAAGGUCGCUCAUUCUUCUCAUAUCUUGCGCUUCUUCUGGAUCUCAUAGUAUUUGGUCUGAUUGCUUUCUGGACGUUUAAAUAUUUUGAUCUUCAGAUCAACUGGGACAAGCGUUUGGUGGAGUCCAGGACAGCCUUUACUUAUCAUGACUUCAUGCAGUGGCUCCGUAAUCUCACCUUCCCAUCUAUCUGGGUAGCAGCUGCAUCUCUUGGUUGGGAAGUAGUUACUGGAAUGUGCAGGAGUACCUCUGUUCGUGGCUUCUUCUGGAAGCUUUGGUCUUUAAUACAGUGGGCAAUCUUCUCAUGUGCUGCAGUCGCUCUGUUUGCAGUCAGUCUGGUCCCCUACACUUAUAUGGAGUUUGAAUCAAAUGGGCAACUCUGGCCGCCUGUGAGGCAAAUGUUUAAGGCUGUGGAUCGCUACCAGCUAGUGAACUCGUAUGGCUUAUUUCGGAGGAUGACUGGUGUGGGAGGAAGGCCAGAGGUUGUGGUGGAAGGAAGCUAUGACCGUGUGACCUGGACGGAGAUUGAGUUUAUGUAUAAACCAGGAAACAUCAGUGCAGCUCCUCCAGUGAUUGUCCCCCAUCAACCUCGUCUAGACUGGCAGAUGUGGUUCGCGGCCCUUGGACACCAUUCACAAAGCCCAUGGUUUGUAAGCUUUGUGUACAGGCUCCUCCAGGGCAACAAAGAUGUUGUUCGUCUGGUACAGAAUGAUGCCUCUCUUUAUCCCUUUAAUGCACAUCCUCCACUUUACAUCAGAGCCCAGCUGUAUAAAUACUGGUUUACAGAGGCUGAUGAGACGGGACCUUUGUCUCAUAACUGGUGGCGCCGUCGUCACGUUGAGGAAUUCUUCCCUACUGUCCACUUAGGAGACCCCACCCUAGAUUCCCUUCUAAAUGACUAUGGGUUCAAGGACAAGCCACCUGCUCGUCGUUCCCUAGAUGCUGUGCUCCCCUUUACACUAAAGGUCAUCCGAGAUUUCCUGCACUCCUUCCCUGCUCCAUUGGUCCUAUACUCACUUUUUAUCACCGUAUUCACUGUUUGCAUUUUGCAAGCUCUGUUUACGGGAGGCAGCAAGUCAGGAAAUCCCAAACAACGGGGGCAUGAUAAGCCCCCCACUGAGAAGAAAAAACAGAAGGUGAGCAGUGGUCAAGGAGAUGCUACAAAAGCCCCUGCACCCACGGGAGACCUAACACGCAGAAAUAAGAAGAGUUAAAAGCAUUAGGAGUGACAGACUCUUUCUUCCACCUACAACUACUGUCUAUUA
Molecule: messenger RNA, 2250 nt
Organism: Spea bombifrons (plains spadefoot toad)
Lineage: Eukaryota; Metazoa; Chordata; Amphibia; Anura; Pelobatidae
Gene: LMF2
Product: lipase maturation factor 2
Exons: 14
Coding region: 106-2199 (697 amino acids)
Biological process (GO): protein maturation
Cellular component (GO): endoplasmic reticulum membrane
Source: RefSeq, a predicted model, not a curated record